AUGCGGUCCACUGCGCUUGAUGAGCGCUCAUCAGCCUACCCUCUCGCUGCGAUUUUUGCCCUGCACGCUGGUCAAGGCUCAUACCACUUGGGCUCUGCGCUCAAUAUGCACAGCCUACACAGCUGUAAUCCGAAGGUCCUGCGCUCGAACGGCAGCGCAGCGCUCGACGGGGUCUUCGUUGCGGCCGUGGGGACAGCCUCUAUUAUGGCUUCCGCUUCGACCUCAGAAAAGUCUUACCCAAUGGCGCCGUCCGACGUUGCCCAGCUCCGAUACAUCCUGAUCAACGUAGGCACGAUAUGCUCAUGCUACGGUCUUCAGUUCACCCUCUUUCUAGCGACUCUACCGGUCCUCGUCCGCCGUAAAGGACGGUCAUGGAUCAUCAUGGCCGCGCUCACCAUGCUAUUCAUCUCCUCCACACUAUGGUCAAUAGCGGCAAUCGACAAUUAUGUGAUCCAGAUGCCCACUGCCGGAUAUCACCCUCCGGAAAACACCAUAACAAUCCUACGCCGCCUCUACAUCCUCAUAGGGGUGACGAACCGGCUGAAUAUGCUCUUCAGCGACUGCCUCGUGGCUUGGAGGGCUUGGGUUCUCUGGCCCGGUAAUCGACUCGCGCAGGGCAUCCUCAUCGCAUGCCUAACGUGCAGCGUGGCUGGCACCACAACAAACGCCGCUUUGAUCUUUACACGAGGGCUGCCCGUCAUCGGGUCGUUGUCCGCUACGGUGCCCUUGCUCGUCAUGAACCUUGCAUCGACGGUGCUCGUAGGCGUCAAGUUCUGGAUCUACCGUCGAGACGUCGCCAGAUCGCUUGGCCUCGCACCCACACGUAGCCAAGUCGGGCGUGUUCUCAUCAUCCUUUUUGAAUCUGGCAUUUUGUACUGCGCGCUUCUGAUCAUCAGCCUCGUACUCGACAUGCUCGUGUCAAGUCAAGCAUUCGACUCCCUCGGAAACUUUGCGUCGGUCAUACCUCUCAUCUCGGGUUUGCUAUCCACCUUCGUCGUCCUUGCAAUCAUGGCGCAGGAGCACCUCGCAGCGAACAAGUCCAUCGGCGGCCCAAGCAGUUUUCUGGCAUCGAUACAGUUCAUGUCGGGCGGGAAGGAUGAUGAGCACGCGGAGGGAAGCGUGGUCACGGUGGGAUCGGCCACGACACCAGCAGCUGCUGCGGGAUCCAGCGGUGGGGAUAUCGAGCUGAUUCAGCGGGACGGAGAUCAGGGCAACUACGCGUCGAUAGGUGUCCAGAUCGCACUCUUUGUCGGCGCUGCCGCUGUACUUGUCCGGAAGGAGAACCGGACUUGGAUCUUCGCCCUAUCCAUCGUCGCCGUAUUCUUGUGCUCGAGCGCACAAGCAGCUAGCUCGCUCACGGACUGGUGGUUCCAGCUCCUUGGAGAGGGUGGUGCGAGCGACGUGAGCCACACCCUUGGUGUCAUUGAGGGCCUUAUAGACACGAGCUUUCACAUCAGCUAUCUCGUCGGCGAUGCUCUCGUCGUGUGGCGCGCGUGGUCACUAUGGCCCCGUAGUUGGAUCGCGCGGAGCCUCCUCGCGACGUGCAUGGUCUUCACCAUGGGCAAGUGCAUCUUUUUUGGGUGGCGCAUCAUCCUGCUGAACACUCCCCCAGUCGGCCUAUCUGUCGAUCUCUACAUGGACUUUUCGGCUGUCGAGCUCCCAAAGGCGCUCAAUGCACCGAUGAUUAUCGCAAUGCUCCUUACGAACGCGGUGGCCACCAUAUUGGUUGGAAUACGAGUUUGGGAGUACCGACGGAACAUUGCGUCGGCUCUGGGGCAAAGCACUUUUGGCCUCCAGAUCGGGCGCAUACUUGUGCUUCUUUUGGAGUCUGGCCUGUUUUAUUGCGCUAUAUGGAUCUGCAUCUUUGUCCUUGACGUAGGUGUUGGUAAUGUCGAGUUGGGUGCAAGCAUCAUCGCUGGUCGAACACUACAUCAAGUUGCGACCGCGUACCCCACCUUCGUGAUCCUCAUUCUGCUAUCGCCGCAAUGCACGACGAACUCGACGGUCAACCACCAAAUCAGUCUUCUACUUUCGAUACAAUUCGACCAUGGGCGUACCACCGAGCCUCAAGAAUCCAUCGGUUUGAGCACACUGGAAGGAGCACCUGCCUUUGCGCAAGCACAACCUGACACAUGA
This is a messenger RNA of Schizophyllum commune H4-8, 2136 nucleotides long. RefSeq lists its product as uncharacterized. Bases 1 to 2136 code for a protein of 711 amino acids. The transcript is spliced from 16 exons. The record is from RefSeq and is a predicted model, not a curated record. NCBI's taxonomy places the organism in Eukaryota, Fungi, Basidiomycota, Agaricomycetes, Agaricales, Schizophyllaceae.